Acanthisitta chloris (rifleman) is the source of this 1375-nucleotide messenger RNA. It is a transcript of the gene PPP2R2A, whose product is annotated as protein phosphatase 2, regulatory subunit B, alpha. NCBI's taxonomy places the organism in Eukaryota, Metazoa, Chordata, Aves, Passeriformes, Acanthisittidae. Gene Ontology annotation, biological process: peptidyl-serine dephosphorylation. Gene Ontology annotation, molecular function: protein phosphatase regulator activity; protein binding. The record is from RefSeq and is a predicted model, not a curated record. The coding region runs from base 1 to 1374 and encodes 457 amino acids. Gene Ontology annotation, cellular component: cytosol; protein phosphatase type 2A complex. The transcript is spliced from 10 exons.
AUGUUCCUGAAGUUUUCCCUCCGAUCCGUUUUCUACGGAGCUGGAGGAGGAAAUGACAUUCAGUGGUGUUUUUCUCAGGUGAAAGGCGCUGUGGAUGACGAUGUAGCAGAAGCUGAUAUAAUUUCUACAGUAGAAUUUAACCAUUCUGGAGAGUUGUUAGCAACAGGAGACAAGGGAGGGAGAGUUGUCAUCUUCCAGCAGGAGCAGGAGAACAAAACCCAGUCCCACAGUAGAGGAGAAUACAAUGUUUACAGUACCUUUCAAAGCCAUGAACCAGAGUUUGACUACUUGAAAAGUUUAGAAAUUGAAGAGAAGAUCAACAAAAUUAGGUGGUUACCCCAGAAAAAUGCUGCUCAGUUUUUAUUGUCUACAAAUGAUAAAACAAUAAAACUAUGGAAAAUCAGUGAAAGGGACAAAAGACCAGAGGGUUACAAUUUAAAGGAGGAAGAUGGACGGUAUAGGGAUCCUACUACAGUUACAACACUACGGGUGCCAGUGUUCAGGCCCAUGGACCUCAUGGUUGAAGCUAGUCCACGAAGAAUAUUUGCCAAUGCUCACACGUAUCACAUCAAUUCCAUCUCCAUCAAUAGUGACUAUGAAACAUACCUGUCUGCAGAUGACCUGCGGAUCAACCUGUGGCACCUAGAAAUCACAGACAGGAGUUUUAAUAUUGUAGAUAUCAAACCUGCCAACAUGGAGGAGCUGACGGAGGUGAUCACAGCUGCAGAGUUCCACCCCAACAGCUGCAACACCUUCGUGUACAGCAGCAGUAAAGGAACCAUUCGCCUGUGCGACAUGAGAGCGUCGGCUCUGUGCGACAGACACUCGAAGUUGUUCGAAGAACCAGAAGACCCUAGCAACAGAUCAUUUUUCUCUGAAAUCAUCUCUUCCAUAUCUGAUGUCAAAUUUAGCCAUAGUGGUCGAUAUAUGAUGACUAGAGAUUAUCUGUCAGUGAAGAUCUGGGAUUUAAAUAUGGAAAAUAGACCUGUGGAAACAUACCAGGUGCACGAAUACCUCAGAAGUAAACUUUGCUCCCUCUAUGAGAACGAUUGCAUCUUUGACAAGUUUGAGUGCUGUUGGAACGGGUCAGACAGCAUCGUCAUGACAGGAUCCUACAACAACUUCUUCAGGAUGUUCGACAGGAACACCAAGAGGGACAUCACCCUGGAGGCGUCGCGGGAGAACAACAAGCCGCGCACGGUGCUGAAGCCGCGCAAGGUCUGCGCCAGCGGCAAGAGGAAGAAGGACGAGAUCAGCGUCGACAGCUUAGACUUCAACAAGAAGAUCCUGCACACGGCCUGGCACCCCAAGGAGAACAUCAUCGCUGUAGCCACCACCAACAACUUGUAUAUAUUUCAAGACAAGAUGAAUUAGG